This is a messenger RNA of Kwoniella botswanensis, 2160 nucleotides long. RefSeq lists its product as uncharacterized. Lineage: Eukaryota; Fungi; Basidiomycota; Tremellomycetes; Tremellales; Cryptococcaceae. Bases 1 to 2160 code for a protein of 719 amino acids. The record is from RefSeq and is a predicted model, not a curated record. Gene Ontology annotation, molecular function: ubiquitin protein ligase activity. Gene Ontology annotation, biological process: protein ubiquitination; ubiquitin-dependent protein catabolic process. The transcript is spliced from 7 exons.
AUGCCCAUGCUCACUGCCAUGGGCUCACGCCUCUCUCACCUCCUCCACCACUUCAUCUUCUCCCUUCCUUCCCCCAACAACACCACUUCCCUCGACUUCAAAUCCGGUCGAGCUUCGGGUGACGACGCCAGACUCGAGGAACUGUUCGAUGAGCCCGGAGAAGGCAGAGCUUUGGCUGGUGGUAUAGGACCGCUCAGUUUCGUAGGGUCAGGGUAUGGUGUACUUCUUGUCUUGAUGGCAAUCCUGCUCAACCGUAUACACCAUAUCGUCCGUCGACCUAGACCACCACCACCCCCUCUCCCUCACCCUCCUCGUCGAGGUUUACAUAGACUUCGACAAGCGAUCUCGCAGACACUGACCCAUCCGUCAACACCUAUGUACAUCCGACUACCAGGUAUAUUCGCGCUGACUCGAGCAUGGAUCAUCUUCACCGUCGUUCUGCUACAAGUCGCCAAUCUCUGGCCUCAGCUGAAUGAUAGUGGGUCAUUUGGUCGCCCAUUGAACCGAAUUGGCAAUUGGGUAGGGAACAUGGAGAUGGAAAAGGUUUGUUGGCAGGUGUUUAUUAGUGUAUGUACGGGACUGGCAUGCGGUGGAUUGGCGAAUGGAUUGGAUAGGUCCCGAAGAAGGGAUGUCGGAGCGAGCUUCAACCUGUUUGGCUAUUCCUUCCUUCUCCACUUGUAUUCAUCACCCUUGACCCAUCACCACCCUACUGGAGUAAGCAGUCGACCUCGACCAGACGUACACGCCCUAUUUCAACUCUGGCUAGGUCUCACAGAACUUGCUUGGUUGCAAGCCGCGGAGCUAUCUUCGUCCUUACGAGACAAUCUGCUCCUUCCUACGGGAGUCUGCGGAACACUAGGAUUGAUGCAUUUCGUCUAUGCAUUAUUGACCGCGCCUCUCAAAUUCCCUAGCUUCACCUUCCUUACACAUCUGAUGGCCCUUCUGCUAUCUGUGGUCAUCACUUUCACUGUCGCCCUCAAGGCUAUCACCUACCUUUUCACUUACGGUUAUAUCCCUUCCUUGGUCAGCUUACUUCCCCAUGAGGGCGUCGUACCCAAUCAACAUGACGACUUUGGAGUUACCUUACUCAAGAUUGGUACCGCUUGUAUCGAGGCGACCCAGUACUCCGGUUUGCGAAACGAGCUUGUCACCGUGGAAGAGCACCGAGGACCUUGGAUCGAAAUGUCAGCAACGGGAAGCGAUGUUCACAAGACGUUUGUCACUGGAGUAAAGGGUUUCGACAUGGAAAUUACCAAUAUCGAGGUAUCACAAUUAGCUGACCCUCAUGCGGAGAGUAUGUACUGGAAAGAACAAAAAGCGUUCUGGCGGGCUUGUGCAAAGAGUGCUAAAGCUUUCGCAUGGGGCAUGAUCAUGGCUACCCCUGUCGGACGGAAAUCCAUCAAACUGGUGAAGAAAGCUUGGUUGAAGAGAUGGUGGUAUGGACCAAGACAAUGGAGAGUCUGGAGAAGAGAGGCAUGGAGAGAACCACCGCUAGCCAUUGCUCGAAGAAGGAUCGCUCGAAGGGUGGACGAAGUCCAAGCGAUGAGAAGAGCUGAAGCUUACCGCACACCUUCGCCAGAGCCAAGCUACGCUGUAUCUACCGCUAUUGACUCUCAAGCCGAAGCAGUCUCCUACAAUCGAUUCCUCCUGGGUCAAGUGGAUCUGGAAGAUGAUGAUGAGGAUUGGGAGGAUGAUGCCAGCUCGACCUCAAGCAACCAAAGCGCAGAUAGCGAGAUCGAGGAACAAGCUCUUUAUCAAGACUUGGUCGCUAAUCAGGACAAGGAUGGUGACGAUAUCCAGCCAGUCCUGCUUGCUCACCUGACCUCGAGGAAUGCAACUCCCCUUACCCGAAGACGAUAUGCUGCUUUGUUGACAAACAGUCCCUCAACUCCACAACCUAAUCUGGGUAUGCAAGAGAUAAUACAGGAAAGAAGGAUAUUUUCUGCAGGUCAGCCGGUGGAUGAGGAUGAUGAAGAGAGGAGAAGAGCUUGUGUCGUCUGCAUGACUCAGAUGAGAGAUACCAUCCUAUGGCCAUGCAGGUGUCUUGCGCUUUGUAACGAUUGUCGAGAGAGUCUCGCAUCUAGACUUUCAGCUCAAGAUCACAUGUGUCCAUGCUGCCGAAGAAAAGUCGAUGGGUACAGUCGUAUAUACGUUCCAUAG